This is a messenger RNA of Triplophysa rosa, 1462 nucleotides long. RefSeq names its product protein tyrosine phosphatase receptor type Ma (gene ptprma). Gene Ontology annotation, molecular function: protein binding. NCBI's taxonomy places the organism in Eukaryota, Metazoa, Chordata, Actinopteri, Cypriniformes, Nemacheilidae. The record is from RefSeq and is a predicted model, not a curated record. The transcript has 8 exons. The coding region runs from base 232 to 1437 and encodes 401 amino acids. Gene Ontology annotation, cellular component: membrane.
CGGAGACCCACCGCGCGAGACUGUACCGAACGCCCCUCGAGCUCAGUGACGUCACGUCCUCCGGCGGCGGUCCUGAAGUCAGUUAAGAAAGACGGACGGACUCAGUUAAAGUAGUACGGAGACAGUGGCGUUUAACGGCUCCGGGCGCGACACCGCUCAAACAAACGGGAAUAAUUUGGCUUUGGCGCGGAGCGCGAGAGGAGCGCGGGCGGCGUUCGACAGACUCUUGCCAUGGAUCGAAGACUUCUGACGGCUUUUCUCUUCUCCGCCGUUAGUUUAUUGAUCUCGGCAGCGGCGGUCCAAGAAUUUCAAGAUGACUGUCUCUCUGAAAGGUCUUACACCGAGUGUGGUUACGGUCAAGGUAAAGACGAUGACUUGGACUGGGAGCAGAUGAACACCAGACAGAAACCAUCACCAGACUCAUGGGUACCAACAGACUCGGCGUUCAUGAUGGUGAACACAUCCGGGAGGUUUUCUGGACAGAAGGCUCAGCUCUACGUCCCGCAGUUUAAAGAGAACGACACUCACUGUGUCAUAUUUCAGUAUUACGGAGCGAGUCGAGAGGGUUCGAGUCCAGGACAGCUCUUCAUCUAUGUGAAAGAGAACAACAGUCCGCUGGGUUUGCCCGUGUGGAACACAUCUGCACCGGCUCUACAGAAAUGGCAGAAGGUCGAACUGGCCAUCAGCACCUUCUGGCCAAAUUUCUAUCAGCUGGUGUUUGAAGUGGUGACGUCAGGAGAUCGUGGUUUGUUGGCCAUCAAAGGAAUCUCACGUCAGGGUCAUCAGUGCAUGUACACGCCUCAUUUCCUGCACAUUAAGGGCGUGGAGGUGAACGCCCGACAGACGGCUGUGUUUCAGUGCACCAUUAAUGGACAACCCCGAGAUCACGUCAACUACAAACUCUGGUUACAGGGUAUCGGAGGACGUGAAGCUCAUAUGAAAGACACUAAACCUGUGAACUCCAGACGUUAUACAGGCACGUUUGAUAUAGUCAACACUACCAAGGGUGACUCGGGUCGGUACCGCUGUGUCGUGCGCUCUGACCAUGGAGUGGGUGUGUCCAGUUAUGGCACGCUGGUGGUCAAACAGCCUCCAGUGCCCAUCGCUCCUCCUCAGUUGACCGCUGUGGGCGCCACCUAUCUGUGGAUUCAGCUCAACGCCAACUCCAUCAACGGUGACGGUCCCAUCAUAGAGAAAGAGGUGGAGUAUCGCACGCUGUCGGGCAGUCUGAUCGACAAUCAGCCCGUAGACAAACCCAACCAUAAGAUCGGUCACCUGGACCCCGACACAGAGUAUGAGAUCAGUGUCCUGCUCACUCGACCCAAUGAGGGCGGAACCGGAGCACCUGGACCACCGCUCAGAGCCAGAACUAAAUGUGCAGCAUUUCUCCCAACAGGAAAAUUAAAGGCGUUGAUCCCGCUGGAAAUGAAAAAGUAAAUCUCUCCCCGAGGUGAAAACCCGA